Molecule: messenger RNA, 915 nt
Organism: Fibroporia radiculosa
Lineage: Eukaryota; Fungi; Basidiomycota; Agaricomycetes; Polyporales; Fibroporiaceae
Exons: 5
Coding region: 1-915 (304 amino acids)
Cellular component (GO): nucleus
Molecular function (GO): protein binding
Source: RefSeq, a predicted model, not a curated record
AUGGAGUUGGAACCAUUUUGUGUCAAAUCUCCUGGAGACCUCGUCGAUCUCAUCUCUCGUUUCACGACGAAUGCUUUCACGCUAACCUCUUCUUCCCUAAGCGCCAUUGGAGUAGCGAUAUCUCCAACGGUGGCUCUCGUGAACCAUUCCUGCGACCCGAACGUUGUUAUUGUCUUUCCUCGAAAUCCGAGUACUUCUCAUGCAGAGGAGCCCAUGAUGACGGUGGUCGCUAUCAAGCCUAUCUUGCCGGGUGAAGAAAUAUUGAGCGCAUACGUGGACGUCACCCAACCCCGAGAACUUCGACAGAAGGAGCUGAAGGAGACCUACAAUUUCACGUGUCAACAGGCACUUGACAAAGCCACUGUGCUACAAUAUGAAGAUCCCGUCAAGGCGCAGCGGCUCACUACAAACAUUAUUCCCCUACUAGACUCCGCUCGUCUCACUCCGUCCUGUCAUCCGUUUCUCGCCUUGAGCCGGUUGCAUAAAGAGCUUCGAAUCGCUUAUCUGGGCACUUCCUUGACCCAAGAAAAUUUAGACGAGACUAUCCGCGCCACAGCCAAAUACAGCUCGGGACUAAUCGGUGUCCUGGCACCUGGACAUCCGGUGCGCGGGACAGCUCUUGCCGAACUAGGGAAGCUGCUGGCCGUAGACGAAAUCUCGCCGCUGUCGGAUACGACGCUUCGCGGAGACCAGUUCCCGCCGUCAGGUCCGGCACGUCUCAAACUCGCCCACGAGACGCUGGUACGUGCGCUCAGUGAGUUAGUGGUUGGGUUUGGAACGGACACGGGUGGAGGCGAGGUGGGCCGAGACGUUCGGGAGACCGUCGUCAAGUUGGAAAAGGAACUAGAAGUUUGGACCCAUGGCGUGAAGAAUGUUCUUGAAGACGGCAGCUUUAGGAUGUCUAUUGGAGCGUAA